This is a messenger RNA of Austrofundulus limnaeus, 3552 nucleotides long. RefSeq names its product microtubule-associated protein 7b (gene map7b). The record is from RefSeq and is a predicted model, not a curated record. Gene Ontology annotation, cellular component: microtubule cytoskeleton. NCBI's taxonomy places the organism in Eukaryota, Metazoa, Chordata, Actinopteri, Cyprinodontiformes, Rivulidae. Bases 130 to 2625 code for a protein of 831 amino acids. Gene Ontology annotation, biological process: microtubule cytoskeleton organization. The transcript has 20 exons.
ACCUGCACUUCCAGAAUCAUCUGGUACCCAGGACCGACCUGCACCAGCCUCCAUCCUGUUCUACUCUGCAGCAGGGUGGGAUGGGCAGGGGUUGGGUGAGUUAGCCAGGGGCUAGCAACAGGGCAGGCAAUGCCAGAUAGCCAAGGACAAAAAGGAGGAAGUGGAGGUGGAUGUUCCCGAAACAAGUGGAAGCUGAGAAAGACGAGCAUCCGUCCUACUAUCCAACCACUUUUUACCAUUAAUGAGGAAGAGGAGGGACAGAAACAGAGGAAUGUUUACAAGAAGAAACAAGCGUCCUUCUCUCGGUAUCAAUCUGAGGAUGGUCGAUCCUCUACAAUCACCCGUCCCAGCUCCUCGGGCUCCGGACGGACCUACACUCCCACAGGGACCCCUAUCCCCACACCCAAUUGCACCAACCCCAGCAAAAGCACAAGUAAUUACGCUAAUUAUGCUACCAAAACAGACUCGUUGCUCUUCAACAAGAUUGACGAGAGACAGAGGUUGGCCCGUGAGCGCAGGGAGGAGCAUGAGAAACAGAACGCUGUCAAGGAGGCCCAAUGGCAAGCUCGUGAGGAUCGAGCCAGGCAGCACUACGAGAAGCACCUGGAGGAGAGGAGGAAAAGGCUGGAGGAGCAGCGGGUAAAGGAGGAACAAAGACGGGUCGCUGUGGAGGAGAAACGACGGCAAAAACUGGAGGAGGACCGGGUGCGUCACGAGGCGGUGAUUCGUCGCACGCUGGGGAAGGGCCAGAAAACCAAGCCAAAGCAGAACCGCUGGUCUUGGGGAGGAGCACUGCACACAAACACUCCCAGCACAGCAGCCGGUUUUGUUGAGUCUGCUUUCCUCUAUCCACUCGACCUUGCUGGACUGGAGCACAUGCAGAGUGCUUUCAGUCUCUACCACAAACACGGAAUGACCUCCCAAUAUGCCAAUAGAAGGUCAGUGUCCACCAUGAAUUUAACCAAACAUCCAGACCCCAUCAUUACCAAGCGCCUCUCCUCCUCCUCUGCGACACUCCUGCACUCACCUGACCGAGGCUUACAGCUGAGAACAGUCUCCACUCCUGUCAUAAACAAAGCUCUGUCCAAACCUCGUUUACAUCAGGGGAGGACCACGCAGCAAAAAACCACAGGUCUGCGCCACCUGCCGCUGACACCGUGGGAGAGCAACAUGGUGAACCGUUUGCAGCAGCCGACACACUCCUACUUGGCCCGCAGCCGCAGCGCCAUGAGCUUGUCUGGAGAGCAAACAGCCAUGCCUGUGUGUCCUCGCUCAGUUUCCUGCCACCCCACGGGCGCAAUGUCCUUUAAGGCCCUGCAGGCCCAGCCUCUUCCUCUCUGUCGCGGCCAGGAGAGGAGUCUCAGCAGGGAGGCGCCGUCCUCUGAAAUCAUCACCCCACGGAGGAGGACCACUGGAACAACACAGAAGCAGAAAGAGCGUGAGCAUGCCAGGAAGUCCUGGAGCAACUUGUCCCUUCCACUAAAUCCUGUUCUGACAUUACCCGUCAACAAACACAUCACUCCUCCGGCCAAAAAGAGCAGCAAAACAACAGCACCCUCUCCUGGCAGACUUUCACUGAAGACAGCAGGACGUCCACCGACUCCCAAGCUGCUCAAGUCUCCAGGAGCCGAAGAUGCUGGAAACCUUCGUCCCGUCAGGGUCACACCUGAGAAUUCCCAUCCCACAACCCCCACCAGAGCUGAAGAGGAGGAGGAGCCAUCUUUCAGUACUCAGCCUCGACCUCAGCCGUUGGGUCAAAACAAGAUCUCGAAUGAGCAGAUACCAGCAGCAGCCUCAGGAGCCAACGAGAGUUCAAGCAGUUCUCCAGCUUCCAAACCGUCAGCGGGCACCACAGAUCCAGAGGAGGCAAGUCGUAUCCUGGCUGAGAAGCGACGUCUGGCCCGGGAGCAGAGGGAGAGAGAGGAGGAGGAGCGAAGGCAGAAAGAGGAGCAGGCGAGAUUAGCAAAAGAGGAGAUGGCUCGCCGUAAAGCUGAGGAGAGAGCGAGGAGAGAAGAGGAGGCUCAGCGCCAAGCAGAAGAGAGGAGAAGGAAGGAGGAGGAGGAGAAAGCGGCUGAGGAAGAGAGGCUUCGAAAGGAGAAGGAGGAGGCUGAAAGACUCCAAAAACAGAAAGAGGAGGAGGAGUCUCGAAUGAGAGAGGAGGCAGAGCGACUGAAGCAGGAACGAGAGAAGCACUUUCAGAAAGAAGAGGCUGAACGGCUGGAGAGAAAGAAGCGUCUUGAGGAGAUAAUGAAGCGAACAAGACGCUCUGACAUUUCAGAAAAGCUGCCGAAAGUCAAGAAUGGAGACGAUACAGCGACCCCUGCCUCUCCUGCAGCAGCUGCAUCACAUCACAGUAACGGCAGCAGUCGGCAGCCGGAUCCUGACCCCAGCUCCUGCAGCUCAGCACCGCACCGUCCUGACCAGAGGGAGAAUGGGGAGUUUGAAGAGGUGAUCAAACUGCCUCCACACUCCAGGCUGUCUCCUCCUGAAGGAGAGGAGCAGCAGGCAGCAGAGGAGGAGGAGGAGGGUAGAGUUCCUGUUGUAGCCUUCAUGGAGAACGGUCUUUUAAAGCCGCUGAGUGGAACAGAGAGUAUCUCAGCCCAGCAGGGACCAGACGUGGCCUGACAUCGUAUCGGUGACACGAUGAUUCCACGCCUACAGACUGAAGAGGAGGCCAGAGGGAGGCAGAGAAACAUGGAGCUGCUGGACUGAACCAAUGAAAGGACUCUCAGCACCAGAUCUUUCUUCUUUCCCUCCCGCUGCACGUUCCUAAAAUCGGUGCCUCGACAGAUUUAGGAACAAUCUCAUCUCCGUCUCCAACUGGUCACGGUGGUCGUUCCUGGACCACCAUAAUCCUGUUGAUUACCCAGGAUGACGUUAAACCCCUGUUCUCCCACUUCAUGUGAGAUUAUGAAGAAAAAUCCUGAAAUAAUAUUAACUAAAAUCAAUAUUAAGUCUCCAGCCAAAACGCUUGAAGAGUUUUUGUUGCUGCAGACAUACUUUAAUCAGAUCUCCAGCAUCUGUAUAACUGGAACACCUAGACGAAGACCAGAAAUAGUUUAAUUUAUGCAUUUGUUCUCCUUUAUUGUAACCUGGUAGUUCUUUUGUUUCAAUAUUUCAGAGAUGGGGUGACUGCACAAUGUUUGAAACUACUUGAAAGUCUUGUAAUAUAAAAUUCUGCUGCAUCUAGUGUUGAAAACUAGAAGAUAAUGAGUUGAUGAACUUUGGGUUUAAUAAUGAUGAAAAGAAAAACUUUUUUUUUUCCUCAUGCAACAGAGAAAUAGGGUGUAAAUGUCUGAUUUUCUUUAGUUUUUAUUAAUUGCUGUACAGAAAACAUUAAUUUUUGUUGCCUACAUCUUGUUUGUUCUAAUUAAGAAAAAUAAUCUGCUUUAAAUUUAAGGCCCUUUGUUUACGCUUUACACUUGUCAAAGCUGACAUCCUGUCACUCAGUUGCUGGGCAUGCUGGGAAAACUACUUUUGGUUAAAGGUUGAUCGUUGUUUUGGACAAGUUUGGAUUGAAUAACUUAUUUGAUUAAAAAAAAAUGCUGCUAA